AUGAGUAAGGUUACUACUGCCUGCACGAAUUGUAGAUUGACUCAUAAGAAAUGUGACAAUGAAAAAGUCUGUUUCAAUUGCAAAACCAAGCCAUGCAUUCGUAUUAAAGGUAAAAAGAGGGGAAAGAAGGCUAAAUCAUUACAACCAAACUACAUUGCAAAUUCGAACUUUAUUUCAAACUCGGUGAAAUUGGUGCAAUCCAAAAAUAUAAAUUCACACUUUAUUUCGAACUCUGUCAAAUCGGUGCAACCCAACUAUUUUGAAUCGACCGCAGACGAAAAUACAAAUUCAUGGUUUAACUCAAACUCUUUAAAAUCUUUACAAUCAAACUAUUUUGAAUUGAUUACAGCAGACAAUACAAAUUCUCACUUUAAUUCGAACUUAUUGAAAUCUUUACAACCCAACCAUUUUGAAUCGACUGCAACCGAAAAUACAAACCCACUCUUUAACUCGAACUCUGUGAAAUCUUUACAUAUUGAAUCAGCUGCAGCCGAAAACAUAAAUUCACACUUUAAUUCGAGUUCAUUAAAAUCGUUACAACCCAACUAUUUUAAUUCGACUGCGGCCGAAAAUACAAAUUCACCCUUUAAUUUGAACUCUGCAAAAUCUUUACGACCUAAUUAUUUUGAAGCGAUUACAGCCGAAAAUAAAUCAACUGCAACUGAAAAUACCAAUUCAUGCGUUAAUUCGAGCAUGGUCUACGAUCAACACUGCAGAGAAAACUCAAAUGAAAAGCUUAUUUCAGAACCGGAUGACGAAUACUUUCUUAUACGUGGCAAUCAGACCUGUUACUCCCCUCGCAGUCAGGAUAAUUUACUUGUUUUAUAUGGUUCUUAUUCCUAUGAAUCACCAACAGAAAGUGAAUGUCAUCAAAGAUAUUUUGGUGGUAGUUACAACAUCACUAAAUAG
Scutellospora calospora is the source of this 909-nucleotide messenger RNA. NCBI's taxonomy places the organism in Eukaryota, Fungi, Glomeromycota, Glomeromycetes, Diversisporales, Gigasporaceae. The record is from the annotation of a GenBank genome assembly.